CCGAUCAGGAGAUCGUUGGCUAAAGCCUAUAAUUGUCUCCUGAUGGGCUCAUUUGCUUCGCGAUGAGCCAAAGCGUGGUGGUCCCUACCCGCUUGCAAGCGGGACUAAGCUUUGGCCACAUCCACAUUAGUGGUCCAUGCCCGCUUGCAUUGAACUAAGCUUUGGCCACAUCCACAUUAGUGAUCCAGUGUCCCUAGUGGCGCAGAAUAUAUCCGAGCUCUAUUUAACGUCCGGUUUCUUCAGGACCAUAGCUCACAUAUCAUCAUAACGCCACCCACACUCACCAAUGGCUCUCAAACACCUGCUUGCUCGCAUCUUCAAGCGAUUCAAAAAGUCUGGAUCUGCCUCUGCGCUGGACGUCGCUACUGCUGCAACGCCUGCUCCUGCACCACAUGUCUCAUCUCUGUGUGUUGCUCCCCUAACUGAACGGUCUCCGGCUACCCAAGCAAUUUUUCCUGUUAAUGUGAACCUCCGAUUUCACGUAGUGUUGUCCCCCACUGCCGAUGGCGCCCAUAUGUCGAUCCAACAAAGUCAAGUGUUACCUACUCUUGGCACAAGUUGUGAAGGAAGUGCGCACACCGCCCAGGGACCUGCACCGUUUCUCGAGACUUCUACAUUAAAUUCUCCGGUUGUCUUUAACAUUGAAACAACCGCUACGCAGCCGACGGAGAGAGUCGAUACGAUUCCUGAUUUCGUUCUUCCUUCCGUCCGAGGACUAAAUCUCUUUGGACUCGGCACGACGUGCCUUCAAGAUGAACAACAUCCCUCGAACAUGGCUGCCUUAACUCGACCUGCCUCCCUGACGGACACCGCUCGAGACAGCGAUAUACAGUGCAUAGCACCAGUUGAGGUCCAACCUCGCACAGCGCUUGUGACACCUCAUUCUCCACUUUCCGAAUUUGCCGUCGCGACACCAGGUGUGGCUCGGACCAUGCAGACCAUCGAGAGCAAGGACAUCGAGACGCCUCAAAAAUGCGCCGGCGCAAGACCACUAAUUCAAAUUGCAGGACCUUCUGUUGGACCUACUGCUGAAGCUGUCGUACCGUCCAUGGCGCCUACUAUCCCCGACGAACCUUCCUCCCAGAAAGCACGCCUGGGCCUACAGCGAUAUGAUUUUGUGUUUCCACAUUUUCCCCUUAGCCAAUUGCUAUCGCCUGCCGCUCACGCUUCCUCCCACAAAUCACGCCUAGACCCACAGCUAUACGAUUCUUUAAUUCCACAGCGUGAACGUGACCGAUCACCACCGCCUGCCCCCCAUGAGCCACCGCGGUGCCCACCAGGUCUAAAGCUUCCCGCAGAUAGGAAGCCGGGAGUCCAAGCUGGGCACUUACGUUCUGCACGUUCUGUACACCCUACACAGCAGGGACCUCCCUUCGAAUUACGACAGGAUAUUCCAAAGCGGAUUCUCGACAACGACGCAUCGCCACGACCUCCGCGAGGCAAUACCGCGCUAAAUCACGCCGGUAUGUUACCGGCUCUUGAAUCCAGUGUCUCGAAUUUUCAGCUGUAUAAUUGCCCGCCGACACCUGAGGUAACACAGGCCAGUACUAUCGUUGAAAGGAUCUCGAACAAUGGGAAUCUUGCCUAUUCCAUUCAGGCAGGCGGUCACAAGUACGUCGCCACGGCACAGGUCGGCAGUGGUGGAUUCGGUUAUGUCUGGUACGCUAUCAAGGACCAGAAAGAGGAGGUCGCCAUCAAGGUCAUCGACAAGGCUGGACUACUUGCGCAAUUUGUUUACUGCGCCAAGGACAAACGGCCGACCAUGCAGCAACUGCUUGAAGGCUCUCAAGCAGCAGCGGCGGCUAUCAGCUCUGAAUAUGAAGCAUUCAAGCGUGUCACCGAAGAGCGAUCCCCAUUUCUGACUCCUUUGUUGCAUGCCUUCGAGGACGAGGAUAAUUUCUACUUCGUAAUGAGGUUCUACCCGCAGACUCUUCGCACUAGGGCAAAAUUUGGAUUCAUGCAUUGGCAAUUGCGUCUUGUUGCUGCUGAGCUUCUUCUCGCCCUCCAGCAUCUUCACAAACUGCGUGUCGUACAUUUGGACUUGAAGAUGGAAAACGUGCUCGUAACUCCGUCCGGCCACGUAUGCAUUGCAGAUUUUGGCAAUGCUGAAGUCCUGGACCGCAAAUUGACUUAUCAGCAAUUCCACAACGAGCGUAUGUACGGUGCAUCGGGUACCGACGGUUACCUUCCUCCAGAGCGAGUCAAGGGAGAUCAGGGAUAUAACUUCAAGACGGACACCUGGACCUAUGGUUCCAUUUUACUGGAGCUUUUGCUGAUAAAUGGCGGGCACUGGUACUCUAUAUAUCAUUUCAGUGAUGGAACACAUAAAUUUGGCAACGACCACAAGAUACCAGCGGGUUACAAUGGAGAACGCCGACUGGCUUUCAUAAGACCGAACGAUGAAAUAGAUCUCAUCCAAGAUAAGGACGCCAAGGAUCUUCUUUAUUCUAUUUUCUUCCCCCAACACCAUGCCAUGAGACCUGAUUCGGAGUCAAUUCGCAGUCAUCCAUUUUUCGCGUGCGUUGACUGGAUGAAGUUAGAGAAUCGGGGAUACGAUCCCAUGUUCAAAGCUUGCUUGGGCAACGCACCACUCCAAUCUGUAGACUCUGGAAAGAUUGCCAUUGAAUGCUCUCAUCCUCGGCUCCCAGAAUUCAAGAAAGCUGUGCUCGAGCAGGGCAACAAUAAUUUUGCUUUCGGGCGAAUGUACGUGGACUAUAAGUGCCCGACCGAAUUGGCGCAUGAUGCUAUGCAUGGAGCCACUUGCAGGGCUCCAGGGACUAAAGUGCCUCGGAGGCAUGUUUGUCAAUGUGACUUGCCUGCCGACUGGAACAAGGGUUGACAUUAAUAUUCACCGGUUUACCACGAAGCAUCCGAGCAUGACCCCUUAAAAAUUUGUAUAUUCCAGUUAUUUAUGAUCGUUACACUUGUAAUGCUAUACAUACUCACGAACGUCAAUUGAUGUGCACUUGAAUUGAAUUGAACGCGUAGGGGUCGCUGACAUAAUU
Messenger RNA from Suillus subalutaceus, 3005 nucleotides. Its product is annotated as kinase-like domain-containing protein. Gene Ontology annotation, biological process: protein phosphorylation. The transcript has 7 exons. Gene Ontology annotation, molecular function: protein kinase activity; ATP binding. The record is from RefSeq and is a predicted model, not a curated record. The coding region runs from base 287 to 2839 and encodes 850 amino acids. Lineage: Eukaryota; Fungi; Basidiomycota; Agaricomycetes; Boletales; Suillaceae.